GCUCCAGGCCUGGGCGUGUACUAAGGGCAGAGCAGCCAGAAGAGGCCUGGCUGCCGCGGGCUGGGCAGGCGCUGACUCCAGCGCUAGCUGUGCCUGCCUAGGUCCGCUCAGGUGCAAAGACUUCCCCUGUGAGGAGGAGGAGGAGGAGGAGGAAGACACAGUGCUGCUCCAACAGCAGAUCAAGGCAGGCCCCAGGAGCCCAGGAUCCGGGGGGUCUUCAGUGAUUGUCUGCGGGGGAGCCAGAAGCUAGGAGGCCUGGAGGGUAGCUGGGCCCAGGAGCCAGAAACAGACCCCAACCAGGAGCCGGGUCAUGGACCCUACUGAGGGGGCUGCUGAAGCCCCAGCUGUCACGGCAGUGCCCCGGGAGCUUCUGGAAGAAAUGCUUUGGUUCUUUCGCGUAGAAGAUGCAACUCCUUGGAAUUAUUCCAUCCUUGCCCUGACGGUGGUGGUGGUGGGGAUAAGCGUCUUCCUCCUGAUAAGGAGCAUCCAGGCAAACAGGAAUCUAAAGAUGCAACCGCUGGAAAAAGAAACUCCAGAAGUCCUGUACCUGAGUGAGGUCAGACCCAAAGAUGACAGGAGCCUGGACAACCUCAGAGAGACCCUGCUAUCCAAAAAGCCGGACUUCGCCCAGGAGCAAACCGAGCUAAAAGACAGAGACCUCCCAUCGGUCCUCAUUUCAAACCCAUCAGAAUCAGACAGCUAGGGAGGGCUCAGGAGCUGAGCUCAGCGUGGGGGCUUGAAAGCCCUCAGGUUUUAUGGUCUUUACGGAGCAGCCCAACCUUCCUAUCAGCAGGCUGUAAUCAAAGCAGA
Messenger RNA from Lepus europaeus (European hare), 810 nucleotides. It is a transcript of the gene SLC51B, whose product is annotated as SLC51 subunit beta. The record is from RefSeq and is a predicted model, not a curated record. Lineage: Eukaryota; Metazoa; Chordata; Mammalia; Lagomorpha; Leporidae. Gene Ontology annotation, molecular function: transmembrane transporter activity; protein heterodimerization activity. Gene Ontology annotation, cellular component: plasma membrane. Gene Ontology annotation, biological process: bile acid and bile salt transport. Bases 311 to 703 code for a protein of 130 amino acids. The transcript has 4 exons.